Molecule: messenger RNA, 479 nt
Organism: Brassica napus (rape)
Lineage: Eukaryota; Viridiplantae; Streptophyta; Magnoliopsida; Brassicales; Brassicaceae
Product: probable cytochrome c oxidase subunit 5C-1
Exons: 2
Coding region: 57-251 (64 amino acids)
Source: RefSeq, a predicted model, not a curated record
UUCAUUUGUUCCCGUCGUUUUCUUCCUCCGCACUCAGAAUUCGAAAGAAAAAAGAGAUGGCAGGACACAGGGUUGCACAUGCCACAUUGAAAGGUCCAAGCGUUGUCAAGGAGCUAAUCAUCGGUUUGGCACUCGGUUUAGCUGCUGGUGGUCUUUGGAAGAUGCACCAUUGGAACGAACAGAGGAAAACCAGAGCUUUCUAUGACUUGCUUGAGAGAGGUGAGAUCAAUGUUAUUGCCGCCGAAGAGUAAUAAAAGCUGCACAGAGACUCAUUCUGCAAGACCGAUGGAUGAUUUUGAAUACUUGUUUUUUUCUGUUUCUUAAUAACUCUGGUGAUGAUUUUGAAUUUUGUGAGAAAAUAAACAAAUUUGUGAAUGGGGUUUGCAAGAUCAUAAACAUGCUCAAAUGUAAUGGUUGAUUCAGACAUAAUCACUCUUGUUUUGUUUUGUAUUCUUGUCUAAGAAACUGUAAAAGGUGAA